Messenger RNA from Lolium rigidum, 1319 nucleotides. RefSeq lists its product as uncharacterized. Bases 1 to 651 code for a protein of 216 amino acids. NCBI's taxonomy places the organism in Eukaryota, Viridiplantae, Streptophyta, Magnoliopsida, Poales, Poaceae. The transcript is spliced from 6 exons. The record is from RefSeq and is a predicted model, not a curated record.
AUGGGAUGUGCAGCGCAAGGCGGCAGGGGCAACACCCUCCUCCUGUCGUUCCCCGUCCUCAGGAAUGACGUCUGGCUCCUCCACGACGCGCCGCCGCCGCUGGCGACGCCAUGGAACCCCGUCCUCUCCAAGAGCCGCCUCUCACUGGCGGCCAUCAGCAACGCCUUCACAGAUUUCCGCGACUCGGGGCCGUCUAUCAGGACUCCCGAUGGCGUCGCCGCAUACGAGCCUGAGGAUAUCGACUUCCAUGACGGACGCGGCGGCGCGCGAGUGCUUAAGGAAGAUGCUCGUGUUGGCGCCGGUGCCCUGCUUCGUCCUCUUGCCCCUUUCACUUCCUCCCCGGCACCGGUAAAGUCACAAUCGCCAUCACCUGCCUCCCCUGCCUCAAACGUGGUAGUCACACUGCCGGCUAAAAGCUGUUGCAAUAGGGAGAAAAGUGAAGAUAUACAGACUGGCCAUGUCCGCAUACCCCAGUUGGUCAGUGUUGCUUUUCUUUCUUUGUAUCAGUGUGCUCUUUUAAUUUCGAUUGCAUGGAUCAAUCAUUCACCAGGCACUUGUAGCCUGCUGCAGGAUAGCGGCGCAUGGAUGGAGGCAGCUAUGUGGAGAUUCCGGAGGGGGUCCCAAGAGCUGAGGACCGAAUGCUACUUUUGAUGCCUACUGCUACAUCCGCUGAAGUUGCAGGAGGAAGUUUCUGCCGAGUUUCAUGAGUCUCCUCUCAUUACCAGAGAUGUUGUUCUCACCGAUUACUGUAUAUUGUGCCGUGCGGUCACAAUUUUGUUAGCUUGUGUGAAGCUGUUCUAGCCGAAUACUGAUGGGAAGUGGCUAUCCUUGAGUAGCUGCAUGGUGCUAUUGUUAUCUGUGAAUAUUUGGGAGCUAUCUUGGGUUGUUGUUCUUUUUCCGUAUCACGAAGGAUGACGGUGGGGUGGGAGGAAGAGGAGGCUGUGCCGGAGUAUGACGAGGAGGAAUUGACAAAGUUCAGUAUGUUGAAUAAAUACAAGCAUGAAGAUUGUGCGGCCACCUUGAGCUCGGCCUCCCUUCCUGGACUCUGGCAGCUCUGAUCCCGCUGCUGAGGUCGUGUGCUAUGCUUUCUUGCUGCUACACCGGUGACCCUGGCUUGCUUCUGUAGGUUGGGCAACAUCAGUAAUGGUAAUGAGCAAACUCUGAGAGUGUAUGCGUGUCACUUGUUUCAUCUCUUUUGUGCGUGAGUUUUUCCUGUCUCAUUUGUGUGAAGCUGCUUCACGCAUGUGGAAGUACAAGUCAAGGUUUCUACCUUAUCCAGAAAAUGGUCUCAAAAGGCAAUCAACUGUUCUUAUUACUUU